Messenger RNA from Colletotrichum destructivum, 1728 nucleotides. RefSeq lists its product as uncharacterized. Lineage: Eukaryota; Fungi; Ascomycota; Sordariomycetes; Glomerellales; Glomerellaceae. The coding region runs from base 232 to 1626 and encodes 464 amino acids. The record is from RefSeq and is a predicted model, not a curated record. The transcript has a single exon.
ACCAGUAUAGCAUCAGAAAAGAUAUAAACACGAAGGACAUCCGUCAUACUCAUACUCGUGUUUCCUUCUCAUCGCCACACUCCAUCUCCUCUCAUCUUUUCUCAUCUCUCCAGCAGCUUCCUUUUCUUCCUCAACCACCCACAACUUUUUGUUCGACACAACACUAUUGUCCCUUUUUUUUGCUUCAACUAUCUCCUUCCAAAAACCCUUCACUUCAUCACUUACGCCAGGAUGCGUUCCAACCUCAUUUUCGCCCUUGUCACCGCCAUUGCGGCCAUCGGCCACGCGGCGCCGGCGCCUCAGGCCUCCGGCACGCCCCCCUCCGGCACCGGUCUCGCCCCGCCUCCCCAGGGCAAUGGGGCACCCCCGAGCGGCACCCCUCCCCCGCGCCCCUCCGGAACCUUCAAGCCCACCGGCCCGCCCCCCAGUGGCGCCCCGCCGAGCGGCACUCCACCGGCCCAGAACCGGCGCCGCGGGGGUAUCAUGAACCGUCGCCAGAACUCGGCCCUCCCGUCCCCGCCGAGCGGAGCCCCUCCCAGCGGCACUCCGCCCCCUCACCCGAGCGGCGUCGCUCAGCCAAGCGGUGGCCCCCGUGGAAACCUCGGUGCUCAGGAUGCCGGCGCCGCCCCUACCGGUGUUCCUCCCAGCGGCGCGCCUCCUUCUGGCGUUCGCCCGAGCGGCCCCCCUCCCUCUGGAGCUCCCCCGUCUGGAGCUCCUCCCAGCGAUGCUCCUGCUCCCACGGGUAACGCCAGGCGUGCUGAGCCCUCUGGCGUGAAGCCGUCAGGGGCUCCUCCAUCCGGGGCCCCUCCUUCAGGCACUCCUCCCUCUGGUCCCCGUCCUACGGGCGCUCACGCCGAGGGUGCUGCUCCUACUGGCCCUCCUCCUUCUGGCGCCCCGCCUUCUGGCGCUCCCCCCUCUGGUGCGCCCCCCUCUGGUGCCCCUCCCAGCGACGGUCCCAAGCCUACCAACGCCAAGCGCGCUGAUGGUGCUGCGCCUUCCGGCACCAGGCCGACUGGUGCUCCCCCUUCCGGCGCCCCUCCUUCCGGAGCUCCUCCUUCCGGCACUCCUCCCCCUCGUCCCAGCGGCGCUCAGGAAGAGGGUGCGCCCUCCGGUGUCCGUCCCAGCGGUCCUCCUCCAUCCGGUGCUCCUUCCGGCUCUCCUCCCUCUGGAGGUCCCCCUAGCGAUGUUCCCGCUCCCACCGGCAACGCCCGCCGCGCCGAAGACACCGCUCCUACUGGCACCAAGCCGACCGGCGCCCCUCCUUCCGGCGCCCCUCCUUCCGGCACCCCCCCUCCCCGUCCCAGCGGUGCUCAGGCCGAGGGUGCUGCUCCCUCUGGCAACCCCCCUCCCAAGCCUACUGGAACCCCCACCGGCCCUCCUCCCUCCGGCGCUCCCUCCGCUCCCGCUCAGCAGCAGCGCCGCGAGGAGUCUUCACGCCCUGCCCCUCCCGCUGGCACCCCGCCCUCUGGUGCUCCUCAUUCCGGCGCUCCCCCUUCUGGACCUCGCCCUACCGGUGCUCAGGCUGAGGGUGUCGCCCCCAGCGGUACUCCUCCCCCCAAGCCCACCGGUACUCCCACCGGCCCUCCUCCCUCGGGUGCUCCUCCCGCUCCUACCCAGAGCGCUUAAAUGCACGUAAAUCGACAAUGGGGUUGAUCUUUUGGCAUAACCCACGUAGAUACAGCGAACUUGAUACCAUCUUGAGUCCGGCUCGUCUUCCCAGUAGACGCU